Fraxinus pennsylvanica is the source of this 426-nucleotide messenger RNA. Lineage: Eukaryota; Viridiplantae; Streptophyta; Magnoliopsida; Lamiales; Oleaceae. The record is from the annotation of a GenBank genome assembly.
AUGGCAUCAACUUCUUUUCUUCAUUCAGAGAUUCCUCUUUCCAAGCCAUUUUCUUCAACACAUAGAAACAAGACGAGUUGUACCAAAAUUUUGGCAAUAAGAAGAGAAACCCACGACCAAAACUACAACGGAAGAGUGGUGGAUGAAAACUUGAUCAUUCUUCGGAAGAGAAUCCAUGAAAUGAAGGUGAUAGAGAGGAAUUAUGAGCCCCCUUCUGAAUGGAUGGAUUGGGAAAAGAGAUUUUAUGCAAAUUAUGAUUCAAUAAUUUGUGAUGCAAUGGGGUUGUUGCAAUCCCAGUUGAUGGAAACUAGGCCAGGCUUGGCUUUGGGUAUUAUUGCACUCAUUGCGUUGAGUUUGCCCACUUCAACGGUUGUGAUUAUGUUUCAUUUGAUUGAGAUAAUUAAGGGAAUAAUUCAUCUGAGUUGA